Neocloeon triangulifer is the source of this 701-nucleotide messenger RNA. RefSeq lists its product as uncharacterized. The record is from RefSeq and is a predicted model, not a curated record. The transcript has 4 exons. Lineage: Eukaryota; Metazoa; Arthropoda; Insecta; Ephemeroptera; Baetidae. Bases 60 to 566 code for a protein of 168 amino acids.
UGGAAAAUAUAAAAGACGAAAUUAAACGCCUGAUAGCCGCAUAGUGCUUUGUGAGAUUUAUGAGGAAAAUAAAGAUGAUUCCAAAAUCUCUGCUGCUUCUUUUUGUGGCGUUUCUUGUCCACCAAGUAGUCAUCGGCUCUCCUGUUGAAGAACAGUCAAAGGACUUGCGGAAUUUUGUUGACAUUAACGGUACCACAUACUUCUUCGACGGUUCAAAUGAACACUCUUGGAUUGCCGUCAGAAACUGCGGUUUCAAGAAUAUGACUGUGAUUUCCUUUGAGGAGCCUGGAAAGUGGGAGCUGAUUAGGUCUUGGAUUUUAGAUCAAGGUACUUACAACUACAGCCACUUCUGGACCAGUGCAGUGAAGGCUGCAAAUACCGACACUUACAACUGGCAGCCAUCCGGUGCGGAGGUCACUGAAUUUGACUGGAGUUACAGGAAACCUUCCAUCACGGACAACUCAGUUGACCUUUGCCUCGCCUUCUACCCUGACCCAAUCCUCGGAGGCCACGAAGAUGUUUAUUGCACUGAAUAUUUAAUGAAGUAUAUUUGCGAAUAUCCGUAGAAAUUUUGAUAAAAAGAGGAUUGAAUAAAAGAAGAAGAAAAAACAAUAAAGAUUCAAUAAAAUCAGAAAACAAAUUUUUUUUUUGUAGGGAUGUUUUUUUUUAAUAAAUUUUGAGCAAAUUGUUACCUUUUGUAA